AUGGCCGAACCACAACCCUCCGCAGUCCAAGGAGGCGCCGCAGACCCGCAUGCGCCGACCAGCACGGCCGACGACCGCAAGGCCGCCGCUGCGCUCUCGUCGCUCGAUGCGCAGGGGGAGAAUGGAGUGAAGAAGGAGGCGGAUAGCAAAGCGUUGGACAAGGCAAUGAAGAACCUCCAUGUGAAGAGUAGCACCGUGAGCGAAGAGAAGAAGAACGUCAAGAACGUCAAGGUAGAGCCUGGGGAUGUGAAUCUGCUGGUUUCGCAGCUGGACUUGAGUAAGCAGAAGGCUACCGACUUGCUCAAGGCGUAUGACGGGAGUGCGGUCAGGGCUAUGACUGCUUUUGUUUCGGGGAAGGCUUGA
This is a messenger RNA of Ascochyta rabiei, 363 nucleotides long. RefSeq lists its product as uncharacterized. The transcript has 2 exons. The record is from RefSeq and is a predicted model, not a curated record. Gene Ontology annotation, biological process: protein stabilization; negative regulation of apoptotic process. The coding region runs from base 1 to 363 and encodes 120 amino acids. Lineage: Eukaryota; Fungi; Ascomycota; Dothideomycetes; Pleosporales; Didymellaceae.